AGAGAAACCAUGUCUGACAAUGUUUUUAAUACGAAUUAAUAAAUAAAACAAUUUCUGAAAAAAACCACAGAAAAGAUCAACAAUAAUUGAGUCAUUUUAGUUUUCAACAGAGAACCGAGACAAUAUGUUAAAGAACUUAGAAAUGGUGUCAAAACCAAACCGAUAAAGUGUAAGAGGAAAGACUGCAAACAGAGCUCAAAGCUUGGCAUAUUUUUGUUUCACAUUCAUUUUUCUGACUUAGAUCUGACUUAUUAUAUGCGGUUUCUGUUUGUUGUGAUAUUUGAGAACUUGACAGCAGUUGAACGACUUUAAAACAUGAAAGCUGAGAAAAAUCAAAAAUACAAAAGUUGCAGAAAGUAGUUCAUGAGAUACACGAAUGACGUGUAGUACAUGCAGUACAAGCAGGAACCCACAUGGGUCCGUACCAGCAGAAACUGGUUCUUCGCAGUUUUCCGUGCGACCUGUGAUGGCAGCAGAGUUCACACCGUGGUCCAGCUGGGAUCCAUUGACUCUCAGUCUUGAUCCGUGAUCACUUCUGCUGUUCUCUAUCGAUAAUGGUGCUCGUGUUCGACUCUGCGUGACGUCUGUCGGUGUCGGUCCGGUUUGAUCUGGUUUCUGGGUCUGGCCACUUGUUCCGCAACUUUUCUGACUCAGUGUGAAGCCUACGUGUCGGGUUAACUGUUAGCAUCUGCCCGUUAAGCUUCUUUGAGCUGCAUCGCUUUAAACAUUUCCCCCUUAAGAAUCUCGGUUGCAAACCGAACCCUCACGCUACCGUCCGGGCUGAAUUGUGGUCUUAGCACUGAGGCUAGUUAGCUGUUUUGAUUCACUUAGUACGGCAGCUAAACCAACAGGCUAACUAUUAGCCGUAGUUAGCAGCUAGCAGUUAGUCUUGUCUUCCUCCAUCCGCUUCAUGCCGGCGAUGCUGGAGAGAAACCCGGAGGCUCCGGGAAAAAGGAGGGGCAGAGCCCCGGCGGGCAGCGGUACCGGUGGCAAUGGAGCAGCACCAACUACUGGCGCAAAGACCGUGUCCGGUAAUGGAACCAGCACCAACAGCUGCUGGGAAGAAGGAAGUUCAGGCUCCAGUAGCGACGAGGAGCAUGGGGGAGGAGGUAUGAGAGUCGGACCACAGUAUCAGGCUGUCGUUCCGGACUAUGACCCGGAGGUGGCCCAAGCGGCUCAGCUCAGAGAAAACCUGGGGAUGUUGGUCUGGAUUCCAAGCAGCUGCCUGAACCAGACUCAGUUAGACGAGUACAUCACCAUUGCUAAGGAGAAACAUGGAUACAACAUGGAGCAGGCCUUGGGGAUGCUCUUCUGGCACAAACACAACAUUGAGAAGUCACUGGCUGACCUGCCAAACUUUACUCCCUUUCCUGAUGAGUGGACGGUGGAGGACAGAGUCCUGUUCGAACAGGCCUUCAGCUUCCAUGGGAAGAGCUUCCACCGCAUCCAGCAAAUGUUACCUGAUAAGUCAAUGGCUAGUCUGGUUCGGUUUUAUUACUCCUGGAAGAAAAGUCGCAGCAAAACCAGCUUGAUGGACCGUCAGACCCGAAAACACAAGCGGGAGCGAGAUGACAGUGAUGAUGAAGUUGAAGAUGGAAAUUUACCAAGUGACCCAGAGUUGGACCAAAACACCAAGAAGGAGGUCAGUUCUGGAUCAGAGCGGUCAGACGUUAAACCAGCAGCUGGACUGAAGACAGGGAAGGCGUCCCAGCGGAUGAAAAAACGUCCGCCCAGAGGAAUGUUUCUGAACCAUCAGGACGUUGUCUCUCUGUCGUCUUCAACUGCUCAGGGUGUCAUUAGACACCUGGACAGUCAGCUGGUGUCCAUUAAGAGACAGAUUCAGACGAUCAAACAGACAAACUCGGCUCUGAAAGACAAACUCAGCUCAGGCAUUGACGACUUCAGACAGCCUGAGGUAAAUCAGAAGUUUAACACUCGUUGGACGACAGAGGAGCAGCUGCUUGCUGUGCAAGCUAUCAGGAAGUAUGGGCGGGACUUCCAAGCAAUCUCCGAUGUGAUUGGUAACAAGUCUGUGGUGCAGGUGAAGAACUUCCUGGUAAACUACAGGCGCAGGUUCAACCUGGACGAGGUUCUUCAGGAGUGGGAGGCUGAGCAUGGGAUGGAGGCGGGGGAUGCGGGUGGGGAGGAAGAAAGGGUGGAGGAGAAGAUGGAGGUGUGUCCUGGAGAGGAAGAGGAGGUUGCUGCCAAGGAUACAAAGGAGGACUCAUCUCCUGCUGUGGACUCCCUGAAGCCUCUGGCCUCCUGAGAUCCUAGGACUACUUCCCUAAAUGAUUUGUCCAUGCCUACUUUUGUUUGUCUACGCCCCUUUGAAUGUAUAACAUUGUAUUGUUUAAUUUUUUUGAUUGAUCUUCAAUUCGACAGUGUGGGACGUGUCAAUCAGGUGUAAGAUAUAAGGUUUGGAUUCUGAACUGUAUUUGUUUUCAUCAAGGUUCUUUUCACCAGUCAGAAUCUAAGAUGUCAGUUGUCAAUCAACUUUGUAUAUUCUGUUUUAAGAGGGAGCUUUAAUUAGAUUUAAACAGGUUUCUUUCUGGUGGGGGUUUUGGUCAAAGAUUUCACAGGUUAGCGGGCGUGUCCUGGCCUGUUGACGUCAUCCUGGGUUUUUCAUUUCAGAACCUUUUAGAGAAGUGACAAUAAAACCAAAGUUUAUAAGUAAACAUGA
This is a messenger RNA of Betta splendens (Siamese fighting fish), 2680 nucleotides long. It is a transcript of the gene rcor1, whose product is annotated as REST corepressor 1. Lineage: Eukaryota; Metazoa; Chordata; Actinopteri; Anabantiformes; Osphronemidae. Gene Ontology annotation, cellular component: histone deacetylase complex; transcription regulator complex. The coding region runs from base 911 to 2266 and encodes 451 amino acids. The record is from RefSeq and is a predicted model, not a curated record. The transcript is spliced from 13 exons. Gene Ontology annotation, molecular function: transcription corepressor activity. Gene Ontology annotation, biological process: regulation of transcription by RNA polymerase II; negative regulation of DNA-templated transcription.